This is a messenger RNA of Notothenia coriiceps (black rockcod), 1855 nucleotides long. Its product is annotated as calcium/calmodulin-dependent protein kinase type 1G-like. Bases 28 to 456 code for a protein of 142 amino acids. The transcript is spliced from 5 exons. The record is from RefSeq and is a predicted model, not a curated record. NCBI's taxonomy places the organism in Eukaryota, Metazoa, Chordata, Actinopteri, Perciformes, Nototheniidae.
UCAACAGCCAAAGACUUCAUCAGGAAUAUGAUGCAUAAAAACCCCACAAGACGCUUCCUCACCGAGCAGGCACUCAGACACCCAUGGAUUGCUGAAAACACAGCUAAAGACGUGGACAUUUCUCAGUCUGUGUGUGAGCAGAUGGAGAGAAGCUUUACCAAAUCCAAAUGGAAGCAAGCCUUCCACGCAGCCUCAGUGGUUCACCACAUGAAGAAACUGCAGUCGUCCCUUUCCGAGCCCCUCCCCCUAGAUCCCUGCAGCCUUGAGGCCCUGGACCCGAACGGGAACCUGUUCCCGGGGGCCGGCAGUCCGUCCUGCAGCAGUGCUGAGGAGUCCAGAGAGGGCAAAGACUUCCUCUCAGAGACUGACGCUGCUUUCAGGCCCUCCAAGAGUGUGGACAAAGUGUCUCAGAGGAAGAACCCGCCCAUUCAGUCUGGAGUGUGUUCUUUCAUGUGAUUGGCUGCCUAACCAAGAUGAAUCCCAUGCAGCCACUCAUUUCGUGGUAUGAAGAUGUUGACACUCAGCUUUUUCCUCUCUGCUGCGGUUUACACACAUGGAGUAUCUGCACUAUAAAAAACACUUUCACAAGCAAGGCCUGUUUAUAAGGAGAAGGAACAGAAACAACAGGAAUUCAUCAUUUAGAAUUCAUACAAUUUGUGUUACGCUGAUUGUAUUUAUUUUUCUGUAUAUAACUGUAAAUAUGUCACUAAAUACCAUCAAAAUGUAUUUGUUUGGAAAAGAUUCAUGUGAGAUAUGCAAACGUAUUACGGGUUCUAUUUGACUGACGUGGCUGCUAUGAAAUGUAACAGCGUAUUUUUAUAAACUGAAACUUCAGAGUCAUGUUGUUUGUGUGCUCUGUAUCUUUUCUAAUAGGCUAUUCCUAAUGCACUGUAUAUUCACCAUACACUUACAGAAUGUAUGAGUGUACCUUUAACUUUUAAACAUUGCAAAGGAGAUUUUAGGGAAAGUAUUGUUAUGUUCAAUUCAUGCUGGAUUAUAAUUCUGAUUUCCAUUUUACAAAAAGAUGGUUUAUUUGAUUUAUGAGAUGAAACUUUGAUUUCAGUGAUAUGUAAAUGAUCUGCUGUCUUGUUAAACAACUGAACUCAUCAAGUGCCACACUCUGGAGGAAAUAUCUAUCACCACUAGUGAUGUCAUGGAGUAUUCUAAAUGAACACAUGUAGUGACAUUCUGUUUGUGGUAUUUAUAGGUAUGUAGUACUUGUAUCUAGUACCAUCUCCCAUGAAGCUCCAACGCAUGCAUCAAAGUCAUAAACACCUUUAUUUAAAUACUACAGAUUCUGCACAAACAACAGAUGCAAUACAAAGAAUAAAUAAGUUAACAUUCACCCUUUUUCCGUUUUGUAUUAUUCAAAUACAAUAAUUGUGGUGCAAUGUUCACAGUGGAGAGUAUUGCUGCUGACAAAUAAAUCCUAUUUGUGUUUAUAAAUCCUAUUUGGGUUUGCUCUUCGCUCUCAUAAAAACAGAAGUUGUGUUUUCUUUUCAAAUAAAGUGCUAAAUGAUGAAAAUGAAACUGAUGGACUCAAAAUAUCACUAUGUGUUUGACCAAAUAUUGAAAUGCACCUACAUAAUGUCAUAAUACUGGUACUUUUAAAAGUAUUUACACACAUUCUGAGUUAAAUAAAUGGAACCCUCACUAUUGUUACAUUGGCACUGUUACUUACUAUGGUCUUUAAUGUUCAAUAGAGUUAUUUUGGGAUAAAGAGUACUCAGUUAUGUGUCUUCCUGAACCCUCUUUCUGCCCCCUCCUUCUAUCACAUUCAACUCCAGAUAAUCACGUCCUACAUUUCCCACAAUUCAUUGAACUGCCCUGGAUAAUGUUAUAGACAGGAGUUAUA